Paramecium sonneborni is the source of this 1089-nucleotide messenger RNA. The record is from the annotation of a GenBank genome assembly. NCBI's taxonomy places the organism in Eukaryota, Ciliophora, Oligohymenophorea, Peniculida, Parameciidae.
AUGCACACGCUUAUAAUUUCUGUUGUAUAAUAUUUAAAGAAAGGUAAGAAAAAGAAACUAAAACAAAACAAGUAAAAAAUUGUUAAUUAUGAUAAAAUUUUUGAUAGUGAUGAAGAUCCUACAGAUGAACAUGCUUCAUAAUCCAAAAUAAUGCCAUCUUAUAUAUAUGAAUUUAAUUUCGAAAAACUAUUCAAUAAUGGAAUUUCUCUACCAUUUUAUAAUUCAAAUAUCCCAAUAACAUUAGUUAUUGGUGAAAUUAAUGUUGGAAAAACCCAUCUUAUCUAAUAACUAAUUGGUUCACCUUUAUAAAUUAUUCUCAAAAAAAAUAAUUCAAUUUUAUGUUAUUAAGAUUAAAAAUAGUGUUAUAUUGAGCACUCUAUUGAUUGGAAUGAUUUUGAAUCAAUCUUUAUUUGUAAUUUUCUUUAAAAAAUGUCAAAUCUAACAAUUUUAAUUAAUGAUUCAGUUAAUAAGAAAUUAUUAUCACAAUUUGAACUUUGGAAUAAUGUUGUAAUAGUACAUAAAAAUCUCAUUCAAAAAUAAAAGGAUUUUCUUAUUGAUUAUAAAAAGUUAAAAGAACAUGAUAGUUAUAAUAAUUUCUAUUAUUAAAAAGGUUAAAUUCAUUUAUUUUAUGAAUAAAAUGAAACUUACAAAUAAAUUCAGAACAUUAAAUUCAAUAACAAAAAUACAUUAAAUAUUCUCGAAUCUAUUUAACUUACAUUAAAUUCAUCAACAUAUUUAUUACCUUUCAAGAUUGAUCUUGCGUAUGUCAAUAAAAUUAUAUCAUUAAAAUAAUAAUUACAAAAUAAAGAGAUUGUAGUUUAAUAUAUAAAAGAUUAUUAUGAGAACAGUGAGUAAAUUUUGAAAUUUAAUUAAAAUAAAGACUACACAUUAAUAACAAUAACAAAACCUUAUUUAAAAAUUCAAAAUUCUACAGUUGAAAUAGAGAAUUCUCAAUUACUUAUAAAUAUAAUGAUAAGAGAUUUAAGAUUUGCAUUUAUAAUACCAUUUUUAUACAAGAGAAAAUGUGGGUUUGGUGAAGUUUAGAUUAAAAUUUAAUAAGAUGAUUUUAUUAUAUUAUCAUUUAAUUGA